Messenger RNA from Puntigrus tetrazona (Sumatra barb), 6198 nucleotides. It is a transcript of the gene pho, whose product is annotated as phoenix. Bases 635 to 5509 code for a protein of 1624 amino acids. The record is from RefSeq and is a predicted model, not a curated record. The transcript has 5 exons. NCBI's taxonomy places the organism in Eukaryota, Metazoa, Chordata, Actinopteri, Cypriniformes, Cyprinidae. Gene Ontology annotation, biological process: transcription by RNA polymerase I.
AGAUGGAACAUUCUGGAAAUAGUGUAGAAUUUUUUAAAACUUUACAGGAUUUUUUUCUUGAAAAUUUCUGCCCUUUUGCAAACCUGUUUGCAUGUUAUAUUAUAUUAUAUUACCGUGUAUUUUUUCAGUUUUCUAUACAUAGUGUCAACGCAGUUUGAAAGAAAGAAUGUGGAAUAUCACGAUUCACAAACAUAAUCUGAUUGCCGAACCUAACUGAAUGCUAUUCAGCCUAUUAACCCAUUCUGCGCUGCGUCCUAAAGUGCACACUAUCUAACCACAUCUGCUCUAAAUAGUAAAAAUUAGCGUCACACAGAAUUUACGAGCAAAGCACACAGAGACGCGAGCUCGCUUUCAGAUGGACGAUGUGCGCAUGCGCGCUACCAAACACUGACGUACUUCCUGGGCGGAACACGAUGGCUCCCGCUAAACGAAAACAGAGCUGUGCAACACGUGGAUAUGUUUGAAGCGGAGCCAGCAUCUCUCGACAUGCUCUUUACUUAAUCUUUUUGAGGUAAUUUUGUGUUCUCUUGCAGACACCGCGGGUGUUUUACCCGUCGACAACGCGCUAACCGGCGGCAUUAGACAACACGGAAGUGUCGCGUGAUAGAAAUACACUUUGGUGGAUUAAAUAAGUAUGGCUCUCGGUAACGAAGACUACUCGAGCCGGCGGAACAACGCCCCGGUUGAAGAUGUGAUGGACAUCGAGAGUCACUCGCAGCUCAUCUUCGAAACCCCUCCGCCUGAGGUUGUCGACUCCAUCAAUGAGUGUUUCGAGCAGUUCACACGAACCCUGGAGCAAAGUGAUGCUGCUGCAGGCCACCGGUCUCCUUCGGACAGUUUCUCUGGUGAAAGCCUGUUUAUAACGCAGUCUAGAGCUAAAGCAGCCCGAAUUAAAAGACAGCUCGGAUCUUCUGAGACGCCGGACUCCAUCGGUGAUUCUGGAAGUGGGAGAGAGAAUGAAGAGCAAGCCAAGGGCAAAAUGAGAAGAAAAUAUAUAAAAAGUCUUCCUCAAAGACUUAGCUUUCCAUUUCUGUUGAAAUCAAGCAAUAAACAUUGCAUAUCCUUAAAGAAGCACCGGGUUCUAGAGAACUCAGAAAUAGGAGGGUUCUUAAAAUGCAUAUGGAAAAUCAAGGAUUGCUGUGUGAACACGGGGAAAACAAUCAGUGAAUCUCUGCUGGAGUCAGACCUAAGUGAUGACUCUGAGGGGGACGAGCACAACAGUGAUCAUGAAGUCACAAAAGUGGAUAGAACCAUUUUUGUUCCAAGUUACUUUAAAGGAAACCAACAUAAAUGGCUUCCACAAUCCUUCCUGGAGAUGAGAGCCCAGUGUUCACUUUCAGACGACGAAGAAGAACGGCUAUUCAGCACCAAAGUGAAAGAGAAGAAAAGAAAAAAUAAAUCUGCCAUGAAAAAGAAGGCAAGUGCUUCAAAAAACAAACCCGCUCGCAAAAGCAGAGCUGCAGCCAGGACAUUAUCAGAAUCGUCUGUUGACUCUCUCUUCAUGGAGCAGGAAAAACAAAAUAAGACUCAUGAGGUUUUAGCUGCAUGUUCAGAUGCUGAACACUCAGAUUCAGCUCAUCACAGACGUCGACUUACUGAGCAGACUGUCCAGUGUCUUGAGAACUUAGAUGGAGAUCAUUUAGUGGUAAUUGAAGAGACACAGAGAAACUCUAUUGAGGCACUUACAGAAGCAGCUGUUCAUAUGGAGCAUGAUGGUAAUGCAAGUCUUUCAUCUCAAGCUGAUGACUUUGCUGAAUCGGAAAAAACUGUGUCAGACCUGCAGUCAGAAAACACAGCCGAACGUGUGGAAGAAAUUAAUUCACCUGUCCUUUCAGACAGCUUGUUUACCAGUAAACAGAAAAAUGAGAAAAGGCAUGAGUUAAAUACACAAGAAGUAGAGUCUGGUGCAGAUUCUCGUGGAGCAGACAGUGCUCAUUCAGUUGAGAUGGAUCGGUUCAGUGAGUCACAAACUACAGAGAUGACACUCAAAAGAACAAAAAAGAAGAGGAAAGACAAAGAGAGGACAAAGACAGAAGAUAACAGUCGUACAGAAAUCUUGUCAAAUGAAACUUGUGAAGCUCCUGAGACCGAACAACCUGAGCACAGAGGAACGUCAGAGGAAAUCUCAGGAUUAAAAUCAGUGAAGAAAAAGAAUGUAAUUGAAGAAUCUCCGUAUGACUCUGAUUUUGCUCUGGAUGUAAAUUCAGUAUCUCAGUUUGAUAAUGUCACUGAUAGAUCAACUACUCAUGAGACGGCAGAAGAAAGACCAAGUGAUGUUCUUGAACAUACGCAAGCUGAAAUAAAUGAUGCUGCACACUCAGAUUCUGUCCAGUGUGCUGGGAACUUGCAUGGAGAUCACUUAUCUGUAAUUGAAGACAGACAGACAAACUCUGUAGAGGCAGUUACAGAACAAGCCAUGCAGCAUGAGGAUGAUCUGACGCCUGGAAAUAACCUGCUCAACAAAAGCAGUUCUUUGUUGCUACCACAAGAGGGAGACAUUUCUAUACAGAAUGACAUUCAACAGACUGACAGUGACUUUGGUUCACAGGAUUUAUUCAUAUCAUUGAACAGUCCUAAAGCGGCACCUACUACAGUGAAUAUGGAGGAGAGCGAUCAAGACAGUGAUGUGACUCAAAUAGAGACAGAAGUAGAGUUUGAGUCCAUUUUUGGCCCAGGAACACCGAGAUGGUGUGAUGGUGGCUGCCGUGCCUAUGAGGACAAUUACAGCGAUGGAAAAUCUGUGUCUGUGUUUGGGUCAGGAACACCAAACAAGCAGUUAACAAGUCAAGACAUGAACAGUACCCAACACCCAGAAUCCCAAAAGAAAGCCCAGACUCCCGUUGGCCUAAAUAAAAAGAGAAAAAACGGGUCAAGAUCUCAUAAGGAUUCUGAUGUUACAGAUGUAGAGGAGACCGUGAAUGUGCAACCGUCAUCCGGACAUUUACCACUAGCUGGUCAACCAUUAAAAGAAGUUUGCUCAAUUUUAUCCGAGCGCCUCAACAUGAGGAAACGAAGGGAGAUGGAAACGGAUCCUCAGGAAAUUCCUUUGUUUAAAAAUGAUGGACUGAGCUUUAUUAAAAGAAAAAGAAAGCUGAAGGAGAAAUUGGGUGCAACUAAUUUUAUACAGUGUGAUUUAAAUGUAGAUGUCGGCUCUGAAUCACCAGCUGAUGACAUUACUGGAGUUAAAACAACACCCAGAGAGAACAAGAAAUCAAAUGAAGUGGAAAACAGAGUAACGAAUAAAGAGCAAAGGGAAGAAACAUUUUUACAUAUUGUGGAGACAUCACUGAACCUGGAGGAAAGUGUGGCAGAUGACAGUGCCAUCCCAAGGGUUAAGAGGAAAAAGAAGAAAAAGUACAAAUUAAAAGAACAUGACGUAGAGCCAAGUGUAGAAAUUCAGUCUGUUGAGACGGUUCAGUUCAGUGGGUCACAAACAGCUGAACUGACAUCCAAAAUAACUAAAAAGAAGAGAAAGGUCAAAGACAGGACUAAGAUUGUAUACGUAGGGGACUCUGAUAGACCAGCAGAGUUGAGAGUAAAUGAUCAACACAGUGAAGUUCCAGAGACGAACGAACCUGAGUUUAUACAGACAUCAGAGGAAAUCACAGGAUGCCCAGUGACUAAUGUAACUACAUUGAAACCUGUAAAGAAGAAGAAGAAGAAGAAGAAAAGAGACGAGACUGAAGAGCAUGAAUAUGAACCUGUCGAUCUGGAUGUAAGCUCUAGGUCUCGGUUUGAUCAUGCCAUUGAAGAACGGCCAAUUGAUUGCAACACAGCUGAACAUUUAGAAGGUAUCGCACCACUUAUUUUAAAGGCUGCCAGAAUCAAAAAGAAAGGCCGAAAUGCAAGUUCUUUAAGUGACAUUAUUGGACUGGAAAAUCAAGCAUCGGGCUCGCAGUCAGAAAGCGCAGAAGUAGUCUUGAAAAAGAAAACAAAGAAAAAACAGGAAUUACAAGAGCAAAAGAAUGCAGAACUUGCUUCAGAUAUUGGGGAAGAUGUGCGUUUGUUUCAACAAAGUGAGUCAUCAAUUACAGAUUCGCUAACCAGAAAAACAAAAAAGAAGAGAGCAAACAAAGACAGGGAAAGGACAACAGAUAGCUCGUCGAAUGGCACUUUUGACCAGAUGUAUGAAAGACUUUCAGAAGUGAGAGAAAAUAAUGUGAUUCAGUCCAUUGAGGCCAACAAGACCAAUCUGUUUGAACAUUUACAGAUGACGGAGGACAUAAGUUGUUCUUCACCCAGUGUAAAUAAAUGGAAGAAAAAGAAAAAAAAGGAUAGAAGUGAGAAACCUCAGUAUGAUUCUGCAUCUCAGCUUGAUGUUGUCUCUGGGCUGAUGGGACAAAAGAUGAUUGAAAGGCCAAGCACUGACAGUGCAGUGGAACAUUUGGAAGGUAAUUCAGUAGAUACGUUAAAGGUGGCCAAACGCAAAAAGAAAAGUCAGAUUUCAAGUUCUUCAGCUCAAGCUGAUGGCAUCGUUGGACUGGAAAACGCUGUGUCAGACCUGCAGUCAGAAAACACAGCCGAACGUGUGGAAGAAAUGAACUCACCUGUCCUUUCAGACAGCUUGUUUACCAGUAAACAGAAAAAGAAGAAAAGGCACAAGUUAAAAGUGCAGGAGGAAGUAGAGUCUGGUGCAGAUUCUCAUAGAGCGGACAGUGCUCAUUCAGUUGAGAUGGAUCGGUUCAGUGAGUCACAAACUACAGAGAUGACACUCAAAAGAACAAAAAAGAAGAGGAAAGACAAAGAGAGGACAAAGACAGAAGAUAACAGUCGUACAGAAAUCUUGUCAAAUGAAACUUGUGAAGCUCUUGAGACCGAACAACCUGAGCACAUACAGACGUCAGAGGAAAUCUCAGGAUUAAAAUCAGUGAAGAAGAAAAAGAAGAAGAAGAAGAAGAAGAAUGCCAGUGAGGAAUCUCAGUAUGACUUUGCUCUGGAUGUAAAUUCAGUAUCUCAGGUUCAUAAUGUCACUGAUAGAUCAACCACUCAAGAGACGGCAGAAGAAAGACUAAGUGAUGUUCUUGAACAUACGCAAGCUGAAAUAAAUGACCCUAAACACAAGAAGAAGAGGAAACGCUCGAGUUUGUCUGUUAAUAACGGUUCUGAGUUCAGCUCUUCUGAUGCACAAAUGCAGGAAAGUGUUGUACCUGAGAGGAAGAGGAAGAAGAAAAGAAACUCUGAUCACGUGACAAAUGCAGGUGAAUUGAUUUUGGAAAGUUCUGAUCACACAGCGCUGUUUGAAAAGUCUCAGAGCCCGGUGUUGAAAUCACUCGAGUCGAUUACGAAGAAGUCCAAAAAAAGGAAAAACAAGGAAAUUAUUGAAAGCAUAAAUCACGUACCGGAGAAUAGUGCUCAAGCAGAAACCAUACAGACAACCAGGACUGACUCAAUCAUACAGCACAAUGCAGACAGACAGGCCCACGUUAUUAUCUCACUGGGGGAUUCUGAAGAUAUUAGAAAGAAAAAAAAGAAGAGGAAGAAGAAAACUGAAAAUAUCACGGUCUUAUAACAAUGACUCAGCUGCAGCAGUACAUGAAGAAGACCCACCCAAAAGAUUCUGUUCAUUCACACACAAAACACGUGAAAAGAUUAACCUAAAGAUAAUCAUCUGAUGAAGAGAGGAAAGUUCAUGUGUACUUAAAGGAGUAGUUCACCCAUCAAUGAGAAUUCUUUCAUCAUUUCCUCGAGUAGUUCCGAACCCCUUAGCAUUUACUCGGUUUGGAACUGCUCGAGUAAAUGAUGAAAGAGUUUUUGGGUGAACUAUUUCGUUAAUAGUUAAAACUCUUCGGUCCACAAUAGAAAAGCGUGGGCAGGAGGUGAUAAUAAGGCGAGGAAGAAACCGGUUCAAAAGAUAAAGCUUGUUUCUAAAAGCUGUGACUAAACGUAUUUUUAACGAAGCGUUUUGUGAAAUGCUACACCUGUACAUAUUUAUAGUUACUUGUUUUGUUGACGUGCAGAUGAUCAACAUUCUUGUGACAGUGGCUUUAUUUUUUUAAUAAAACAUGUACAUUUUAUUUCAAUCAUUGUACAGCCAAAUUAAACGGUCUCUCCUAGAGCACUGUAACAUUAUUACUGUCAGAAGAGUUUAUUUAUACAGAGGCAAUAUAAUUCUGACGUACUUUAUACAUCUGCAUUGUGAACACUUAGUCUGCUUCAGCCAAAUAAAACAUACCAGGCAUUCUCUGUGUGAUAAAUACA